AAUGUUGGCGAUCGAUGAAACUAAAAUGUGCCUGCUUCGGUUGGCCUUCGAAAUCUUGCGGGAAAUUCAAAUUUGUAAACAAAACUCCACGUUGCGUUGCUUGUCUCCGUUUCGGGACGCUGGGAAAAUCCCACUUUCUAAUUUCAAUUUACACUCCAGAAUUCGUCUCUUUUGGAGCUAGCCAAUAGUUUAAAGUCCACUGCGUUUCAUCUUUCGGUUAGUUACUCGCUUGAUUUAUUUAAUUUUUUACAAGGUCUACUUUUCACACAGCUUAUUUGAGUGAUAAAAUAUUGUCUUGUGCAAUGGGUUCGGAAACUACAGAAAAUCUACCCAAUCGAUGGGCACAGGAAUUUCGAGAACGUCUCGAAUAUCUCAGUCAUUCAAGAUUGGAGGAAGCACGUGAGGCAAGCCCAGAAGAACAAUUUGUACAUCUUUUAUCCGUUAUAUCAGAGAUGCAGGCACUGUUUAUCCAAGUAGCAAUGCAAAUUCAAGAAUACACUUGGAGGAAAAUAAUGGAAAGAAGAAGAUUGACCAUGCUCAGAAUCCAAGAAAGGAGGAUUGCGGCUUUUCACGCGUUUAAUCAGAUAAUGUUGAACCUCAGCUUGAAUUUUCCACCCCCUGUACCACCUAGUCAUAGUUUUGUAGAAGCCUCUAGUCACAACAAACGAACAAAGACUAGGAGUGGAAGAAGAAGACCCUUGAAACGUCUUGUUGCCAGGCGGCGGAUUCUCUUCCCUGAUGAUGAUAAUGUGACUCAGGAAACUUCAUCCCACUCAUCUACCAAGACGUAAUGGUUUGACCUAUGCCCUUUCAACUCAGCAAUUCCAAAAGUGUAAAGUGCCUCUUUCACUGUGAUAUGUGAGAAAAAUUGUGCCACAUCCGUGAAUUCCAAGUCCUUUUGCUGCACAUUUUCAGUGCCCAACUCAUUCGAAGUGGCAUUCUUGUGAGAAUAUUCAUUGAAAAGUUACCAAACUCAAGAAGUUUAGAGUCAAAGCUAUUUAGUUUUACACACUUCUAGAGUGACAGAAGAUCUGCCAUCUCGAUCCUGUAUUUAUUUUUUAUGCUAAACUGAGGACCGUUGAUCUUCUGUCCCAUUCUAAGAGAGUGUGAAGCCCUUCGGCAUAAACUUCAUCCAAAACACUAUCUGAAUAAUCACACCAUUUAGUUUAAGUUGUCCUUGAUGAGGAAAAUGAUUGCUCUUUUAAUUUUAGGUGUGUGAAGUCUGUCCAAAAUUAGUGGAGGGACACCUAAUUUUAAUUUAGGUACAACAGUCUGGGGGCUGUAAAGGAAUUUUCAUUAAUUGCUUUACAACUCAGCAGAAUUUAGUUAGAAUAUUGAAAUAUUCUGCUUAUUUUUCUACUUAAGACUUGUCUUAUUAGAUUUCCUUGGUUUAGUGAGAACCAGCAACAUUUUUUCAAAUUCCAAUUUUGAUGUUUCUGCAAUGAAAGCAAUUUUUUUUUACUGACAGAAUUUUCAAGAUCAAGAUCCCAUACAAUCCACUGGUGUCAAACUUCUAAUAAUUGAAUGAGCUGUUAGAUUUAAGGCAAAGUGACCAUUAAUCAAGAUGAAAACUUGUUAUUUUCAGGCGGAAAAUCUGUUCGGGGUUAAGAAUAUUUAUUCUUGACUUUGAUGGUUUUAUGCUUUUAAAAUGCUCAUUAACGUAGGGUAUAAAUGAAUAAUAUUUCAUGCAUCUGAAGCAAAUCGUUUUUGUCAUGGGUCUUUGAUAUAAGUGUAGAAUUUGUUUUCAAGGUUUUUAGUAUCAAA
This is a messenger RNA of Bemisia tabaci, 1764 nucleotides long. RefSeq lists its product as uncharacterized. The record is from RefSeq and is a predicted model, not a curated record. NCBI's taxonomy places the organism in Eukaryota, Metazoa, Arthropoda, Insecta, Hemiptera, Aleyrodidae.